UAUUAAUCUCGAAAGUAUAAAUACAUAUAUAUAAUAUAUAUAUUACAUAUCUGUGUAUUUAUAAUUAAAACAGUACAAACAAACUUAACCUCAAAGUUAGGUAAAAGUAUCAAAUAUAUCUAUAUAUUAAAAAAGAUUAGGAGAGAUAUUCAACAUGCAUGGCAGAGUAAAAGUUCAAACAACUGCAGAACAGGAAGCAUUGAAGAAGAAGGAAAGAGCUGAAAAACUUUCACGUUAUAGAAUUGGCAUGAGUAUUGUGUUUAAGAAAAGAAACGAUAAGAUUUAUGAUGAAGAAUUGAUGAUGGUUACUGAACGUAUGGUAAAGCAAAAUCCAGAUAUUUAUACUUUAUGGAAUAUUCGUAGAGAGGCAUUUACAAAUAAUGAUUGGGAUGAAAAUCUUUUGGAGGAGUAUUAUCAAAAUGAAUUAAGACUUACUGAAGAUUGUUUAAAACAAAAUCCUAAAUCUUAUUGGGUAUGGUAUCAACGAAUAUGGAUUAUGAAUCAUUUAGUAAACUGUGAUUGGAAAAGGGAACUAAUGUUAUGCACCAAGUAUUUAAAUUUAGAUGACAGAAAUUUUCAUUGUUGGAAUUAUAGGGAAUUUGUUGUACAAAAAGCACAAAUUUCUCCUGAAGAAGAAUUUGAAUUUGCUACCUCAAAGAUUCUAAAUAAUUUCUCUAAUUAUUCUUCCUGGCAUUACAGAAGUUUAUUGUUAUCAAAAAUAUUUCAUAAUUCUGACCAAAACAAUAUUAAUGAAAAAAAGAAACAAGAAUUAGAUUUGGUCAUGAAUGCCACAUUCACAGAUCCUAGUGAUACUAGUGCUUGGUUCUACCAAAGAUGGUUAUUAGAUACCCAUGAAUGCCUUCCUAUUCUUUCUCAAGCCUUAAUACAAGAUAAUAAUGUGAUCCUUUUUGCUAAUAAAAAUAUACUAGCCGAGUCAAUAUGUCUACAAAUAAAUAAUGAAAAUGAGAACAUUCAAUGGAAAUCUUUAUAUGAAACAAAGAUUUCGAAAUUGUGGUUUGGAAAAUUUAAAAAACAGUUAAAUGAAGCAAAGAGUGUUCAGAUAGAAAUUGAAGGAAUACUUUAUCCUUUACUCUGUGUUAAUCAGAAAUGGAUAUAUAGAAAAAGGAAAUAUAAAUCCUGUUCUAAUAAAGAUCAAUUAUUAGAACAAUUAUCAAGUUACAAACAACUUGUAGAAAUGGAACCUAAUAAUAAGUGGGGUUAUUUAACCAGUAUUCUUUUAAUGAGGAAAAUCGAUUUUAUACAGUUUUAUGAAAAUAUUUUAACAAAUUUGAAUGUUCUUGUUAAUAUUGAUUCUCUUCGGUCCAAUUAUUAUAAAGAUUUGCGGAGCAAAUACAUAAUUGAAUACAAAAUUUCUGAAUUAUGGAAUAUAGAAGAAGAUCAAGAAACAGAAAUAGAAAUUGAUCUUUCUGGAUUAAAUUUAACCACACUCAGUAAUAACGAAUAUCUCAGUUUCUUUGAGCAAAUAAAUCUUAGUGCAAAUUAUUUAUCACAUUCCUUAAAUCAAUUAUCUUUACUCCAAAGUUGUAAAAAAUUGUCACUUUCAAGCAAUCAAAUGGAAAAUUUAAAAGAGUUUCCUAUGUUACAGAAUCUUGAAGUUUUAUCAUUAAGAAAUAAUAAACUAAAUAAUUUAGAAGAAAUAUUACAAUUACUAACGAAACAUAAAUUAAAGUUACUUGAUUUAAGAGAAAAUCCAAUCUGUAAUCUUAAAGAAUUAGAAAAUAGUAUUAUACAAAUCAAUCCAGAUUUACAACUAUAUGUAGAGUGAUUUUCAUAAUACACAUAUUGAUAAUAAGAUAUUGUCCAGCAUAGGUAUAUAAAUAAAAAUUUAAUGUUUGGUUAUAUGGGAAGAAUAAAAAUACUUAUUUAUUAUUUUU
This is a messenger RNA of Bombus impatiens (common eastern bumble bee), 1895 nucleotides long. It is a transcript of the gene RabGGTa, whose product is annotated as geranylgeranyl transferase type-2 subunit alpha. NCBI's taxonomy places the organism in Eukaryota, Metazoa, Arthropoda, Insecta, Hymenoptera, Apidae. The record is from RefSeq and is a predicted model, not a curated record. Gene Ontology annotation, cellular component: Rab-protein geranylgeranyltransferase complex; cytoplasm. Gene Ontology annotation, molecular function: protein binding; Rab geranylgeranyltransferase activity. The coding region runs from base 155 to 1786 and encodes 543 amino acids. Gene Ontology annotation, biological process: protein geranylgeranylation. The transcript has 7 exons.